Megalops cyprinoides (Indo-Pacific tarpon) is the source of this 747-nucleotide messenger RNA. RefSeq names its product intraflagellar transport protein 43 homolog A (gene ift43). The record is from RefSeq and is a predicted model, not a curated record. Gene Ontology annotation, cellular component: intraciliary transport particle A; cilium. Lineage: Eukaryota; Metazoa; Chordata; Actinopteri; Elopiformes; Megalopidae. Bases 26 to 646 code for a protein of 206 amino acids. Gene Ontology annotation, biological process: intraciliary retrograde transport. The transcript is spliced from 9 exons.
UCGGAGUGUCAACACGCAGGGAAAAAUGGACGAUGCGCUACAACUGGGAGACAGCGGAGUGAAAAAGGCGGCAAAGUCGGGGCGAAGGGCACGUCAGGCGGCGGAGCAUUCUUCGUCUGACGAGUCCCGACAUCUAAAGAAAACAUCCUCAUCUAAUUCUAUGGGAGAGGGACCCCCACCGAAACCGCCCCGUCGGCAGGGAGGGUGGGCAGAGGAGACCCCUGGGCCCGCCUCAGCUAAGUCUGGGAGGAGGCGCUCAACUGAAGAGCUGGAGGAUAGACGCCUGCGACCGCAAACCCCCCAGGGCUCCGACGAUGAAGGAGACAUCCCCGUGAUCCCAGACCUGGAAGAGGUGCAGGAAGAGGAUCUCACCAUGCAGGUGGCUGCCCCUCCUAGCAUCCAAGUGAACCGAGUGAUGACCUACAGGGACCUGGACAACGACCUGAUGAAGUACUCUGCCUUUCAGACGCUGGAUGGAGAGAUCGACCUGAAGCUCCUCACCAAGGUUCUGGCACCAGAGCACGAAGUCAGAGAGGAGGAUGUGGGCUGGGACUGGGGUCACCUGUUCACCGAGGUGUCCUCCGAGCUGCUGACGGAAUGGGAUCAAGGAGAGAAGGAGGACCCGCAGGCUCAGCCUGUGACGUGAGGGCCCUUGCAGGACUGCUCCGAAAGGCCCAACGGGGUCUCGCCUGACCUCUCCCACCUCUCCACCCCUGCUCAGAACUCACUCAGACUCUAUUCUAACAG